GCUGAGGAAUCCUGUAAAUGCAAUGGCUGGAAGAACCCCAACCCGCCUCCCACGCCCCCCCGGGCCGAGCUGCAGCAGGCGGCCGUGAGCCUCGCCGAGCCCUGCCGCAGCUGCAGCCACGCGCUGGCUGCUCAUGUUUCUCACCUGGAGAAUGUGUCUGAAGAAGAAAUGAAUAGGCUCCUGGGGAUUGUAUUGGAUGUGGAGUACCUGUUCACCUGUGUCCACAAAGAAGAAGAUGCAGACACCAAGCAAGUUUAUUUCUACCUGUUCAAACUUUUGAGGAAGUGCAUUUUACAAAUGGGAAAACCUGUAGUAGAAGGAUCUUUGGAAAGUCCUCCGUUUGAGAAACCUAGCAUUGAACAGGGUGUGAAUAAUUUUGUGCAGUACAAAUUUAGCCACUUACCCUCCAAGGAAAGGCAAACGAUAGUGGAACUGGCUAAAAUGUUUCUGAACCGCAUUAACUACUGGCACUUGGAGACACCUUCUCAGCGAAGACUAAGAUCACCCAAUGAUGAUAUUGCAGGGUAUAAAGUGAAUUAUACCAG
This is a messenger RNA of Pterocles gutturalis (yellow-throated sandgrouse), 545 nucleotides long. RefSeq names its product histone acetyltransferase KAT2B-like. The transcript has 4 exons. Lineage: Eukaryota; Metazoa; Chordata; Aves; Pterocliformes; Pteroclidae. Gene Ontology annotation, molecular function: histone H3 acetyltransferase activity; structural constituent of cell wall. Gene Ontology annotation, biological process: chromatin remodeling; positive regulation of transcription by RNA polymerase II. Gene Ontology annotation, cellular component: nucleus; histone acetyltransferase complex. The record is from RefSeq and is a predicted model, not a curated record. The annotation marks the transcript as partial.